AUGCACACUGAGGUUCCCACACCGGUCACUCUCCUCCCCCCAGCUGGUCGUCUUACAGGUUACCAGAACUUCCUUGGGAAAAAUGGAAAGUCCUUCUCCCCAAACUCCUCCCACACCCAGUGCAGCAAGCAAAAAUACAUGAAGAAGCAAGGAACAGGCAACACUGGUGCCAGCACCCCCCUCUCUUCCCCACCAGGGGCCAGCAGUGUGCAGGUCUACCAUGACUACCAGAGUUUGGCUUCCAAGAUGUAUUCUGGGAAUGGUCAUGCUAAAGAAAAUGGCUCUCACACCAGGAGAGACCGGGUCACCAGCCGAGAUGGUACAGGCAAGUUGUCCUCCGUACCAGACAUCAUCUAUAACAGCCAGGACCAGAGGUACAGCAUGAAGGACGAGAGUGCUCUGAGGAACUCCACAUGGAUGAUGGAUUCGAGCAGCCAAGCAUAUUCAGGGCCAGAGGACAACUCCACAGACCCACAUGAGACCCUGACAGAGACUUCAACUCUGACCUUUGUGGAUGUUCACAACCUGGAGGAGUCCGCAGAGAACCACAGCCUCCAUGGGGUGGAGAUGGUUUACCUCAAGGAGUUUGUGCUGAUAGAUGACGACGAUGAUGGAGACAUGUCGCUAAGAGAGAAAACAGUGACAGAUUUGUCUGUUAUGGAUGGAAAAGCUGCUGACCUGGUGUGUGGGAGGCUGUUGUCCACCUCCAGUGGCUCAGUAUCAGAGUAUAAGGAAGAAUUUGCGGCUCCUGAAGCACCUCCACCUGAAGAUGUUGAGGCUGCACAUGAAAAAAAACGCUGCUGUUUCUGCACUAUUUUAUGA
Molecule: messenger RNA, 822 nt
Organism: Anoplopoma fimbria (sablefish)
Lineage: Eukaryota; Metazoa; Chordata; Actinopteri; Perciformes; Anoplopomatidae
Product: paralemmin-2
Exons: 2
Coding region: 1-822 (273 amino acids)
Source: RefSeq, a predicted model, not a curated record